GAGCUAGACUCUCGUGGAGCUCAGCCUGAAUCACAGACAUCCCUGCUGGCCUCGCAACAUGAAUGUGCUUGUUCUCUCCUCUCUGCUUCUCACAGUUUGUAGCAUCGUCAGGACCUUGGGGUUGGACCCCUCCAAAGCCGAUGUUACGGCACACACGACAGCCCCAAACCGCAUCAAGCUGAACACGACAUCUGCAGCUAUCGAUCUUCAGAAUGAGGAAGAUGCAGAACUAGACCAUGAUCAAGAGGAAGGGUCACUCUCAGAUGCAGAUUUGCCUCAAGUUCAGCUUCUGAGUAAGCCAGAGGACAGAGGGAAGAACCGGAAAAAGGGAAAGGGCAAGAGGAAGUCCAAGAACAAAGGCACCCCCGAGAGCACGCACAAGACACCAAGCCACACGCAAUACCCCCCCGGGCACACUGACAUGGAGGAUCCCUGCUCCACCACGCACCAGGAUUACUGCAUUCAUGGCCACUGUAAAUACAUGGAGGACCUGAAAGCGUCCACCUGCAUCUGUAUACCGGGUUAUGAUGGGGAACGCUGUGGGAUCAGACUGCUGAAAACCGAGCAGAAAGAGUCAGACAUGGGCAAGAACACAGUAGUGAUCCAGACGGUGUUGGUUGUCAUCGCUGUCGUACUGUCCCUCAUCAGCUGUACCACCAUCGUCCUCAUGAUGUGUGCCCAUUACAGGACACAGAAGAACUUCUUGGCGGCUUACCUGGGAACGAGCAGCGAGAAAGAAAAGCUUCAAACAAAUGUUAACAGCAUUGUCGUCUGAGGGAGAAACAAAAGGUGAAGAAACUCACUCACCAGAAGGUAUGAACUCCAGAGCAGCAGAAAGAAAACAGAAACUUCUCAGUCCAAAUUUUUAGAAGUACUGUACCAUAAGUUUUAUUUAUUGAUUUGUAACUAUUUAUUGAACAACCACGUUUUAUGUCUUACUGUAGAUGGUUUUUUGUGCAAAUGUACAUCAACUUGUUUCAUUUAAUUUAUUUAUUUAUUACAAUUUGCUCAAAUUAAGCAGUGCAUUGUAAAUAAAUUUUUAAAAGGUU
Paramormyrops kingsleyae is the source of this 1049-nucleotide messenger RNA. It is a transcript of the gene areg, whose product is annotated as amphiregulin. Gene Ontology annotation, biological process: positive regulation of cell population proliferation; epidermal growth factor receptor signaling pathway; positive regulation of mitotic nuclear division. Lineage: Eukaryota; Metazoa; Chordata; Actinopteri; Osteoglossiformes; Mormyridae. The record is from RefSeq and is a predicted model, not a curated record. Gene Ontology annotation, molecular function: epidermal growth factor receptor binding; growth factor activity.